Molecule: messenger RNA, 2420 nt
Organism: Chenopodium quinoa (quinoa)
Lineage: Eukaryota; Viridiplantae; Streptophyta; Magnoliopsida; Caryophyllales; Amaranthaceae
Exons: 5
Coding region: 1147-1971 (274 amino acids)
Source: RefSeq, a predicted model, not a curated record
UUCUAGUCGGUUCGAUUUUUAUUUUUAAAGCAAGCCGGGUCUGUUUUGUUAGGUCUAAUCAAUAUCAAUAACUAUAUACUAAAGGCGAAUAAAAAAUGACACGUGACAAAAUCUGGUUAAAUAAUUUCCCUCCACUUUUUUUUUUCUUUUUUUUGUCAGAUUAUCUUAGGCAAUUUUAAUACACUAUAAUAUUUACUUUCCUACUUAAACACAAUCUUUCCGUCCCAAAUUCAAUAAAACAUUUUUGUAACAACUUAUAGAAAAUUUAAGCAACAUAAUACGAAAUAUUAUUUAAAAAGAUAUGCAUAAUUUUUAAUAUAAUUAGCAAAAUAUCGAAUUUUUUCAUACUUAUUAUAAAAAAAAUCAUAAAAAAGUUGUUGAAAUAAAUAUAUUUACUACUUAUAAAUUUUGGUAAAUCCGUGCACGGGACCAUAAGCCAGUACAACUUAUAGUUACGCCAUUCAAAUAACACUUGGCAGCCGAUACAUGUUACUUUCUCCCGCCCCCCAUUUUGUGAGCUGUGGAAUUCAGAAGGGUUUGCACUUUGCAGAAGAUGAACUCUCUCAAUUUCUUCUCCAAUUCCUGCUAAUAAUCGCUGAGUACUCGAAUUAUGUAAGUCUUUCAAUCCCUUUGUUUCUCAAUUUUUGUGAAAUCCAUCAUAAUUCUAGGUUGAUUUUAAUUUUCUAACCCAAUUUUGUAAUCGAUUUUUGGGUAGAUUGAAACCUGAAAAAUCAUGAAAUCUAGAUCAAAGAAGCAAAAACUUAGCGAUAAAGAUGAUGAAAUCAGAGAUUGGUCUAGCGAAUUGCCAAAAGAUGUACUUGCUCACAUACUUUCUUUUCUGCCAAUUAGAGAUGCUAUAAAAACUGUUCAAAUUCGCAGAUUUGGUGAUCUUUGGACUUUGAGCCCUAAUCUUAAUUUCUCUUUCCAAAAGGAAAGAUUCAUCGACAAUGUGAUCAAAUACCACAAAAAUCCCAUUAUUAAUACGUUUGAAUUAAAAGUAUUAUUUGAUAUUUCACAGGAUAAGUUGAUUGAAUGGACCAAUUUCGCUUUAAGUAAAGAAACUAAGGAGUUGAAGUUUAUUUUUAUAAUUUAGUUAAUCUGCCACCACAAGUUUUCCGUAGUCAUUGUCUUGUUGUGCUUGAGCUUAUGGGGUUUGCGAUCAAGCUCCCGGGUGUUGUGAACUUGGAGUCACUGAGAAGUUUGGUGCUUGAGCGUGUGGGUUUGAGUGAUGAGAUGUUUCAAGAUUUGAUAAAAGGAUGCCCGCUUUUACAAGAAUUGUUUGUUUUAAAUCCUCAAGGAUUACAAAAGAUCUUGUAUGUUGAAAAUGUGCUUUUGGAUCAUCUGAAAGUGAUUAAUGCUUCUUCGGCCUGUCUAUGCUUCAUCAAAAAAAUAUUUUAUUUCGAAGACCAGGAUAUGAGAGUGACGAGGGCUCAGCAUUUUGAAUUAUUACUUGACAAAUUUCGGAAUGCUGAGUUUUUCCAGCUGGGAAGCAAAGUUUAUCGACAACUUCAACACUGUGGACAAGAAUAUAAUGAGAAACUAUCUGAUGAUUCUGAUCUAUGCAAUGAUUGGACACAUAUAGCUCUGAGGCCUGGUUUCCAUGGAGGCUGUCUGCUAGACAUGUUCAGAUUACUGUGCAACUCACACAUGUUGGAAGAACUUAUAAUAUAUGCCAACGGGGAUUUUUCUUGUGAUUGCAAUGAACUCCUUGUGCAAGAGGUUUUUUCUUGUUAUGAUAUCCAUCAACUUAAGAAUGUCUCCAUUCGUGAGUAUGGGAAGCCUUACAAAACUCUUUUUCGGCUGAUAGAAAUUCUGCUUGAAAGAGCAGACACCUUGGAGAAAUUGGUUAUUGCCAGCAGUGGGAAGGAUCAGCUCUUUUCGAACGACAACAAAAUUUUCUUUAUGAAGUUAUUGGGCAUUCCAAGGGCCUCACGCAAUGCACGCAUUAUUUUCGAUGGAGAAAUAUACUGAAGGAAAACCAUACUCACUAGAUUGUCCCAAUUUGAAGAUCCUGCAUAUUGGUAAUGUUUUAUCAAAUAAUCUGCAACUGAUUGAUGUUUCAUCUGUCUGUGAAGUCAAUAUCAUACGUCUGUUGCCCUGUAGUGAUAAAUGUUUUGAAAUUUUACUCGACAAGGUUGAAGAUGUCGAGGUUUUCCACUGGGGAUAUAAAGCUUAUAUGGUGAGUUGAUGUGUAUUCCUCUUCCCCAUGAUCUUUCUUGUGUGAAGAACCCGGCCUGCAUUUUUGCUGUGUAUUCUUGAUUCUCUAGUAUUUGUUGCUAUUUAUUUUCAAUAUUGUUAUCUUGUCAGCUAUGAUAUUUAUUAUGUACUGUAUCAAAUUUAAGUCAUGUCAUCAUACAAUCUUAGGCUCUUAAACUGUACUUGCAUUGUUUCCUUGAUGUUAAAAGAGAGAAAUAGUUAGA